AUGGCUAGCACCUCUUCUCAAAGUGCCCAGCCCAGGUCAAUCUGGAGUCGAAAGUCGGAUAUUCUCUACGUUGGCUUUCUGUCCACGACCGUUUUUCUUGCUUUUGCUAUCGACCUUGUGCCGUUCUAUCCUGCAGGAUUAUUUCCCCACUGGUCAAGAGCAAUCUAUGACUUUUAUGUUAGCAACUACAAUGAUCCUCUAUAUGUCAGGGAUCCCCCAUUCUUUAAGCUGUUUGUCAUGAUCGAAAUUGUGCUUGCUGUUCCGUUGAGCCUUUGGGGGAUACGAGGAAUAAUCCAAGGGCCUUUGAACUUUCAAUUCAUUACCUCGUCACGGCAAGUUCCCGCAGCUGACUACACCUUGCACCCACAGAUUCUCCCUCUUCAAAUUCGUCCCUUACUUAUCUUGUUCACCCCCUCCUCAACAUUGGCCACCGCAUCACUGUUACGUGUACGCUCUCAUAUUGUCGACAGCUCCUGGGCCAAGGAAGUCUCGUUCAAAUUCUUCGGCACAGGUCAGAGCUACUUUGAUGUGUUGAAGGGUGACUGUCCCUCCUUUGGCCAAAAAUCUCCUUUGCUCAGUCGUUGGCGCCCCGCCGACCUGUUCCCCCUCGCAGUGCUGCACAGAUCCCCUGUUCCAAUGCAUAAAACACAACCUGCCUCUUCCCCUCGAUAUGUCCACGAGUCCUAA
Molecule: messenger RNA, 687 nt
Organism: Histoplasma capsulatum G186AR
Lineage: Eukaryota; Fungi; Ascomycota; Eurotiomycetes; Onygenales; Ajellomycetaceae
Exons: 4
Coding region: 1-687 (228 amino acids)
Cellular component (GO): endoplasmic reticulum
Source: RefSeq, a predicted model, not a curated record